Manis pentadactyla (Chinese pangolin) is the source of this 3207-nucleotide messenger RNA. It is a transcript of the gene TMEM275, whose product is annotated as transmembrane protein 275. The record is from RefSeq and is a predicted model, not a curated record. Bases 506 to 1039 code for a protein of 177 amino acids. The transcript is spliced from 3 exons. NCBI's taxonomy places the organism in Eukaryota, Metazoa, Chordata, Mammalia, Pholidota, Manidae.
UUGGGGGUUUCUGACUUCCUGCCAGCUGGGUGUGUCAGCGAGGUGCUUCUUGCUGGAGCCCCUGUUUGGAACUUGCACCUCACCAUGGUGCCAGGGGAGGGAACCCUGAAGUAAUCAGAUCUGGUCAGAUAUAGAGGUGGCCCUCCAGGCCCUCUGCUUGGGCCAAGCUGAUGUCCAGAGCUUUGUACACUCAGGAAGGACAGCUCAGGGCCUGUCCCUGGGGCACUUUCACCUGAGGUACAGACCAACUGUUCUCUUCCCAAACUCCACAUGACCAAUGGACCUCCCAGAUCUGAGACCUCAAAGGCCCUUCUUCUGUCAACCACCACCAUGAUAACAGGGCUAACAGUUAUUGAAUUCUAUGAUCCAGCCACUUGAUUUAAUUUAAGCAUUUGAUUAUCACAACUUCCUAUACGGACGACGGUGAUCUCGACCCUCUGACACGUGGGCUGGUCCAGGCCAGCGGCAGGAGGGAGCCUGAUGAGCGCCCGGAGCGCCCAGGCAGAUGCCGCCCCCAGAGACGAGCCAGGGACGCCCCGCCCGGGCGCCGGCGGGCCGCGCCCCGGGCCGACUGUCGGGCCUGCCGUCGCCCGCGCUGUUCUGCGCCUGCGGCCUGUGCGUGCUGCUGGCGGGCGUGAACGUGACGUUGGUGGGCGCCUUCGCCUCCUUCCCGCCCGGGCACAACGCGCCCCUCAUCGUGGGGCCGGCGCUGCUCCUGCUGGCGCUCGGCUUCUUCGCGGCCUGCUGUGCGUGUAGCCGCCGGGGCCCCGCGCCCCGCACGCGCUCGGGAGUGGCCGCGGGCCCGGGCCAGGGUGGCGGCAGCGCGGGGCGGGUGGCCCUGGAGAUGGAGAGCAGCGAGCGCACGGCGCAGGACACCACGGCGGUGCAGCUCAGCCCCGUCGCCUCGGCCGCCUCCUCGGGCCGCUCCAGCCCGGGCCCCGGGCCCUUCUGCCUGGACGCCCCCGAGCCCGCCGUCCUCUACACGCCACGCACCGAAGGGGUCCGGCUCAACAUGCCCCGGGAGCGCGCCGCCCCCUAGCGGACCGGGCGCCUGGCCUUGAGGCCCCUGUCCGGUUCCCUCGGUUCAGUGCCCUUUAAGGAAAAAGGAGGAGGCGAAAGAAAGAAAAGAAAAAGGAAUUUUUAGUACGGGUCGGGGGCCGGGCACAGGUAUUCUCAUCUGUUCAAUCUCUGGAACCGCUGAAGAGGUGAAGGGUCGAUGGUGUCAAGGUACAUCCCCCAAAGGAGGGAGCAGUACCUUGGCUCUUUAGGUGGAGUUUGCUGGGUCCUGCUUACCCCACUCCCCAGACUUGAUGACACUGGGUCCCUGGGCCUUCCAGCCCUGGCACCACCACUGCCCGUGGCAUUUGGGCGCUGUGAAGGGAGCCACUCUGAGAGGGGCUAACUGCCAGCAAGGCCUGUGACCCCAGGGGAUGGGAGAGAGGGGGAGACAGGAAUGUCAGCCUGGGGUGUUCUGAUGCUGCACGCUGUGAAGGGCUGCCAGCUCCCCCUCCUCCCCUUCCUCCCCUUGUCUCUACCCUAACAUGACCUUUUGGGAUUAAGGGGAGAGGGGUCCUGAUUUGAGCCAGCAUAGUCCCUAAGGUAGAUCUGGGUUGGGCACACUCCACCCCUUCUGCCAACUAGAGCAGGGGGGUGAGGAGGGGCCGACGAGUGGUGAGAAGCCUCCGCCGACCCUGAAGGUCUCAGUGUGAUCCUCACCAAGCAUUCCCAAUGUGCCUCGCUUUUCAAUAAAGCACCUUUGGAGUCAAGUCCUCUGCGGGGUGCAGCCUGGGAGGGAGGAGCUGACUAUGGGGCCUCUUGGCUGAGCACCCUGGACUCUGGAGUCAUCCCAGCCUCUGGCCAGGGCUUCAUCAUCACAGCACCAGCCCCUCCUGGAGACCUGGAAGGAGGCCCCAGGGGAGAGGAGAGUGUGACUGAACAAAAGACCAUCUGAGACUGUGGGUGCCUGUGAAGGUCCGUGAGAGCAGGUGUGUCAGAUGGGGGCUGGAUGAACAUGCGAGUGUGCCUGUGGGUGACAGUACCUGGCUACGUGGAUGAGAUGAGGACGGUGGGAGUAUUUGGGUGACACUGUUUGACAUAACACCUGCUGUGGGAGUGUGGGGGUGGUUGAGAGCUGGGUCACUGGGUGGGAGUGGUGGGAGAAGAAGGGCUCCCCAGGGCUGAACAAAGCCUAGACGUUUCUCCUGGCCUGUCUGGGCUUGCAGUCUAGGCUCAACCUGUGUUCUCUCCGGGGGUAAGGGCAUCUGGUAGAGGGAUGGAGGCUGCCUUGAAAGAAGAAACAAAGGGGUUGGGGACUCAGGAAAGGCACUGUAACAGAGCCAGACCUUCUCACUGCAGGGACCCAGGCAAACAGUGCCCAGUCACUGGCCCACCACCCCUUGCUGGUCAUGAUUCCCAGGCCAUCUACCCUUGGCUUCAUGAGCCUCUUUUCUUUCUAGGGUGGGCUCUGCUGCUCUUCUGCCCAGGCCCAGGCACUUCCCACCAGCCCUGGGGUUCUGUCUCCCUUCUUCUAAACCCUCUCUGCCUCGCCCUCCACUGCUGUCUCCUCCUCCCACUGGCCUGGGGAAGAAUGAUCUCAGUAGGUGCUGAGCAGACCAUCUCAUUAAUUCACAUGGGUCAAUGGGCCCUAACCUUCGAAGCAUCCAGACCCUGGAGCUGGUUACCUCUUCUCAGAACUGUGCGUGUGGCCAGAUUCCAGUCCUGUCUUGCCCUGCUUCACUGGUCUGCAGCCUCAGACGCCACCUGCUGCCUUAGUAGAGUAGGAAGUGAGAGGGACCACUGCUGGUACUGCCUUGGGCUGUGGUCAGGACCACCCUUCUUAGGAGGAAAACCCCCAGAUUGUAGGCCUGAAUGCUGAAGGCCCAGACCAAACCCCUCUCCCACCUGCUGACAGAGCCUGAAAUCAUAGCAUCAGGCCUCCUUCCUCAGCUGGGGGCAGGAGGACUUCAGAUCCUGUCUGGGAGCCCAGCUGCUAGGGAGGAAGAGUGUACAUGGGAUGAGGGUCCCAGGCAGUGGCCCUAGAUGGAUGUUAUGAGUGAAAAACAUGGGAACUGGGGACGGGACAGUGGCUCCCUGGAGUUUCCCUUACUGCCAACCCCAACUGAAGGUCAUCAUUUGUCCCAUCUGUGUUCCCUCGCCCUCCACAGGCACACCAGGAGAUAGUCUCUAUACCUCAGGGCCCACUUUGCG